Castor canadensis (American beaver) is the source of this 8365-nucleotide messenger RNA. The record is from RefSeq and is a predicted model, not a curated record. Lineage: Eukaryota; Metazoa; Chordata; Mammalia; Rodentia; Castoridae.
UCUCUUCAGCUGGGACAGAGUUGUCAAAAUGUCCCCCAUUGAGAGGCUUGAACAUGCUUUCAGCAAGGCCCAGACUUACUUGGGAAUUGAAAAGCUGUUAGAUCCUGAAGAUGUUGCUGUUCAGCUUCCUGACAAGAAAUCUAUAAUUAUGUAUUUAACAUCUUUGUUUGAGGUGCUACCUCAGCAAGUCACAAUAGAUGCCAUUCGAGAGGUAGAGACACUCCCGAGGAAAUACAAGAAAGAAUGUGAAGAGGAAGAAAUUAAUAUACAGAGUGCAGCACUGGCAGAGGAGCGUGAGGGCCCCCGAGCUGAGACCCCCAGCACAGUCACUGAGGUUGACAUGGAUCUGGACAGCUACCAGAUAGCCCUGGAGGAAGUUCUGACCUGGUUGCUGUCUGCUGAGGACACUUUCCAAGAGCAAGACGACAUUUCUGAUGAUGUUGAAGAAGUCAAAGAUCAAUUUGCCACCCAUGAAGCCUUCAUGAUGGAGUUGACCGCACACCAGAGCAGUGUGGGCAGUGUCCUGCAGGCAGGCAACCAGCUGAUUACACAAGGCGCGCUGUCGGAUGAAGAGGAGUUUGAGGUUCAGGAGCAGAUGACCCUACUGAAUGCUAGAUGGGAGGCACUCAGGGUGGAGAGCAUGGACAGACAGUCCCGGCUGCACGAUGUGCUGAUGGAACUGCAGAAGAGGCAGCUGCAGCAGCUCUCGGCAUGGCUAACCCUCACGGAGGAACGCAUCCAGAAGAUGGAGACCUGUCCCCUGCAAGAUGAUUUGCCAUCCCUGCAGAAGCUGCUCGAAGAGCAUAAAAGUUUGCAAAAUGAUCUUGAGGCUGAACAGGUAAAGGUGAACUCCUUAACUCACAUGGUGGUAAUUGUUGAUGAAAAUAGUGGUGAGAAUGCUACAGCUGUUCUGGAAGACCAGUUACAGAAACUUGGUGAGCGCUGGACGGCAGUGUGCCGUUGGACUGAAGAACGUUGGAACAGAUUACAGGAAAUCAAUAUAUUAUGGCAAGAAUUAUUGGAAGAACAGUGCUUGUUAAAAGCGUGGCUCACUGAAAAAGAAGAGGCUUUGAAUAAAGUUCAGACAAGCAGCUUCAAAGACCAAAAGGAACUAAGUGUCAGUGUUCGACGUCUGGCUAUUUUGAAGGAAGACAUGGAAAUGAAGCGUCAAACAUUGGAUCAACUGAGUGAGAUUGGGCAGGAUGUGGGCCAGUUACUUGAUAAUCCCAAAGCAUCUAAGAAGAUGAACAGUGACUCUGAAGAGCUAACUCAGAGAUGGGAUUCUUUGGUUCAGAGACUAGAAGAUUCCUCCAACCAGGUGACUCAGGCUAUAGCAAAGCUGGGGAUGUCCCAGAUUCCUCAGAAGGAUCUCUUGGAAACGGUGCGUUUAAGAGAACAAGUGACUACAAAAAAGUCUAAGCAGGAACUGCCUCCUCCUCCUCCCCCAAAGAAGAGACAGAUCCAUGUGGAUAUUGAAGCUAAAAAAAAGUUUGAUGCUGUAAGUGCAGAGCUGUUGAACUGGAUUUUGAAAUCAAAGACAGCCAUUCAGAAUGCAGAGAUAAAAGAGUACAAGAAGAUGCAAGAGACUUCAGAAAUGAAAAAGAAAUUGAAGGGAUUAGAAAAGGAACAGACAGAGAAAAGCCCCCGGCUGGAUGAAUUAAACAAAACUGGACAAAUUCUUUUGGACCAAAUGGGAAAAGAAGGUCUUUCCACUGAAGAAAUAAAAAAUGUUCUGGAGAAGGUUUCCUCAGAGUGGAAGAGCAUAUCUCAGCACCUGGAAGGUCUGGCAAGAAAGAUUCAGCUUCAGGAAGACAUAAAUGCUUAUUUUAAGCAGCUCGAUGAGCUUGAGAAAAUCCUGAAGACAAAGGAGGAGUGGGUGCAGCACACGCGCUUUUCCAAAUCUUCCCAGAAGUCCUUGUCACACUUGAAAGAUUCCUGUCAGAGAGAACUGACAGAGCUCCUUGGCCUCCACCCCAAGAUUGAAAGGGUGCAUGCAAGCUGCUCAGCCCUGACGUCUCAGCCUUCUGUCCCAGGUUUUGUCCAGCAGGGCUUGGAUGGCUUUCUAAGCCGCUUCCAGACUCUGCAGGAGGACUUAGAGGAUCAUCACCAGCAGUUACAGAAUGAACUGAAGAACCAACCAGGACAUGCAUAUGUGGAAACAUUGAACACACUGAAAGAUGUGUUAAACGAUCUAGAAAAUAAAGCCCAGGCAUCUCUGAAUGUCUUGAAUGACCUUACAAAGGUGGAAAAGGCCCUGCAAGAAAAAAAGGCCCUGGAUGAAAUCCUUGAGAAUCAAAAACCCCCAUUAUGUAAACUUGCAGAAGAAACAAAGGCUUUAGAGAAAAAUGUGCUUCCUGAUGUAGAAAAAAUGUAUAAAAAAGAACUUGAUGGUGCCCAGGAAAGGUGGAACAGACUGAAGGCCAAGCUUUCCAAAGAUCUACAUUUGCUUGAAGAAAUUGCCUCCAAACUCAGAGCUUUUGAGGCUGAUUCAAAAGUCAUUGAGAAGUGGAUGGAUGGUGUGAAAGACUUCUUAAUGAAAGAGCAGGCUGCCCAAGGAGAUGCCGCAGGUCUGCAGCGGCAGCUUGACCAAUGUGCUGGCUUUGUUAAUGAAAUAGAAACAAUUGAAUCGUCUUUGAAAAACAUGAAAGAAAUAGAGGCUAACCUUCGAAGCUGUCCAGUUGCUGGAGUCAAAACUUGGGUACAGACAAGGCUUGUUGACUAUCAAACCCAGCUGGAGAGAUUUAGCAAGGAGAUUGCUAUUCAAAAAAACAGGUUGUCUGAAAGUCAGGAAAAAGUAGUGAACCUGAAGAAAGACUUGGCCGAGAUGCGGGAGUGGAUGACCCAGGCUGAAGAGGAGUACCUGGAGAGGGACUUCGAGUACAAGUCACCAGAAGAACUUGAGAGUGCCGUGGAAGAAAUGAAGAGGGCGAAAGAGGACGUGUUGCAGAAGGAGGUCAGAGUGAAGAUUCUCAAGGAUAACAUCAAGUCCUUGGCUGCAACGGCGCCCUCUGGUGGCCAGGAGCUGACGUCUGCACUGAACGCAGUGCUGGAGAAUUACCAGCUGCUUUGUAACAGAAUUCGAGGGAAGAGCCACACACUUGAGGAGGUCUGGUCCUGCUGGAUUGAACUGCUUCACUAUUUGGAUCUUGAAACCAACUGGCUGAACACUUUGGAAGAGCGCAUGAAGGACACAGAGACCCUGCCCGAGAGGACAGAUGCUGUCAAUGACGCCCUGGAGGCUCUGGAAUCUGCUUUGCGCCACCCAGCAGAUAAUCGCACCCAGAUUCGGGAACUUGGCCAGACUCUGAUUGAUGGCGGGAUCCUCGAUGACAUAAUCAGUGAGAGGCUGGAGGCUUUUAACAGCCGCUAUGAAGAUCUGAGCCACCUGGCAGAGAACAAACAGAUUUCUUUGGAAAAGCAACUGCAGGUCCUGCGGGAGACGGACCACAUGCUUCAGGUGCUGCAGGAGAGCUUGGGGGAGCUGGACAAACAGCUCACCACAUACCUGACCGACAGGAUCGAUGCUUUCCAAGUUCCACAGGAAGCUCUGAAAAUCCAAGCAGAGAUCUCAGCCCAUGAGCUCACUCUGGAGGAGCUGAGAAGGAAUCUCCGCUCCCAGCCGCCAACCUCCCCAGAUGGCAGGACCACCAAAGGAGGAAGUCAGAUGGACGUGCUGCAGAGGAAACUUCGAGAGGUGUCCACAAAAUUCCAGCUUUUCCAGAAGCCUGCAAAUUUUGAGCAACGCAUGGUUGACUGUAAGCGCGUGCUGGAUGGUGUGAAAGCUGAGCUCCAUGUCCUGGAGGUGAAGGGUGUGCAUGCUGAGGUCAUCCAGGCCCAUCUGGACAAGUGUAUGAAACUGUAUAAAACUUUGAGUGAAGUCAAACUUGAAGUGGAGACUGUGAUCAAAACAGGAAGGCACAUUGUCCAGAAGCAGCAGACAGACAACCCGAAAAGCAUGGAUGAACAGCUGACGUCUCUGAAGAUCCUUUACAAUGACCUGGGCGCCCAGGUGACAGAAGGAAAACAGGACCUGGAAAGAGCAUGUCAGCUGGCCCGGCGGAUGGAAAAAGAGGCUGCCUGUCUCUCUGAGUGGCUUUCUGCUACAGAAGCUGACUUGGUGCAGAAGUCCACUUCAGAGGGCACGCUCGGCCACUUGGAUGCAGAGAUCUCCUGGGCUAAAAAUGUUCUGAAGGAUCUUGAAAAGAGAAAAGCUGACUUAAAUGCCAUCACGGAGAGCAGUGCUACCCUCCAGAACCUGAUCUCGGGCAGCCAGCCUGUCUUAGAAGAGAGACUCUGUGUUCUCAAUGCUGGGUGGAGCCGAGUGCGCACCUGGACCGAGGAUUGGUGCAACACCUUGCUGAACCAUCAAAGCCAGCUGGAAGUAUUUGAUGGGAAUGUCGCCCACAUAAGUACCUGGCUUUAUCAAGCCGAAGCUCUGUUGGAUGAAAUUGAGAAAAAACCAGCAAGUAAAAGGGAAGAAAUCGUGCAGCGUUUGGUUUCUGAGCUGGACGAUGCCAGCCUCCAGGUUGGAAAUGUCCGUGAUCAAGCCGUUAGUUUGAUGAAUGCACGUGGCAGUGCAAGCAGAGAGCUUGUAGAACCGAAAUUAGCUGAACUGAACAGAAACUUUGAAAAGGUGUCUCAACACAUCAAAAGUGCCAAAUUGCUAAUUGGUCAGGAACCAUUAUCAUACCAAUGUUUGGUCACUACUGAAACAGUUGGAGUUGGUGUACCUUCUUCAGACUUGGAAAGGUUAGAAAACGACCUUGAAAUAAUGUUGAAAGUUGUGGAAAAACAUUCAGAAUCCAGGGAUGACGAAGAAAAGAUGGAUGAGAAGAGAGCCCAGAUAGAGGAAGUUCUGCAAAGAGGAGAACAAAUGUUACAUCAGCCUAUGGAAGAUAAUAAGAAAGAAACAAUCCGUUUGCACUUGUUACUUUUGCACACAAGAUACAACAAAAUAAAGGCAGUUCCUAUUCAACAAAGAGAGACGAGUCAACUUGCUUCUGAAAUCAGGCUGUCACCUGUCCCUGCAGAUUAUCUGGUGGAAAUUAACAAAGUUUCACGUAGGAUGCAUGAUGUGGAAUUACUGUUUGGUCUUCCUGAGCUGAACACCACUGUGUAUGAGGACUUCUCUUGUCGGGAGAAUGCUCUGAAGAAUAUCAAAGAUCGACUGGACAAACUUGGAGAGCAGGUGGCAAUCAUUCAUGAAAAGCAGCCGGAUGUCAUCCUAGAAGCCUCUGGACCUGAAGCCAUUCAGAUCAGAGACAUGCUCACUCAGCUGAAUGCAAAAUGGGACAGAGUGAACAGAAUGUACGACAGUCAUAAGGGUUACUUCGAUAGGGCUGUGGAUGAAUGGAGACAGUUCCACUGUGAUCUUAACGACCUUGCAGGGUGGAUAACAGAAGCAGAAGAGUUACUGGCAGAUACCUGGACUCCAGAUGGCAGCCUGGACUUAGAAAAAGCCAGGUCCCUCCAAGAGGACCUCGAAGAGGGCAUCAGCAGCCAUCAGCCUAGUUUGGCAGCAGUGAACCAAAGGUGGGAUGGAGUGGUGCAGAAAUUCUCCCCCGGGGAUGGCAGCUUCCUGCAGGACAAGGUGGCAAGCUUGAACCAGAGGUGGAGUGCCAUCGUGACGGAAGUGAAAGAUCGGCAGCCAAGACUAAAAGAAGAAAGUAAGCAAGUGAUGGAAUAUAGAAAAAAGCUGGAUGACAUUAUCUUUUGGUUAACAAAGGCUGAGAAUGCUGUACAGAAGCAAUCAACCACUGAGCUGGAAGAAAACCUGAAAGAAUUAACAGAAUUAACACAAGAGAUGGAGGCACAAGCUGACAAACUCAAGUGGCUGAAUAGAACUGAAUUGGAAUUGCUUUCAGAUAAAAGUCUGAGUUUACAGGAAAGAGAGAAACUUUCAGAAAGCUUAAAAACUGCAAACAAGACAUGGAAUAAGAUAUGCAGAGAGGUGCCUGGCGCACUGAAGACACGCCUCCAGGAGCCCUGCUCUGUCUCACAGACAAGGAUUGCUGCUCAUCCUGGUGUCCAAAAGGUGGUGCUAGUCUCAUCUGCAUCAGAGAGUCCCAUGCAGUCUCACCACACCUCAGAAAUCUCAGUCCCUGCUGAUCUGGAUAAAACCAUCACAGAACUAGCUGACUGGCUGGUAUUGAUUGACCAGAUGCUGAAGUCUAACAUUGUCACUGUCGGAGAUGUGGAAGAGAUCAAUAAGACAGUGUCCCGGAUGAAAAUCACCAAGGCUGACCUAGAACAGCGUCAUCCUCAGCUGGAUUAUGUUUUUACAUUGGCACAGAAUUUGAAAAACAAAGCUUCUAGUUCAGAUGUGAGAACAGCAAUCACAGAAAAAUUGGAAAAGGUGAGGAGCCAGUGGGACAGCACACAGCACGGUGUGGAGCUGAGACGGCAGCAGCUGGAGGACAUGGUUGUCGACAGUCUUCGGUGGGAUGACCACAGGGAGGAGACCGAGGAGCUGAUGAGGAAAUUUGAGGCUCGUCUCUACAUGCUUCAGCAAGCCCGGAGGGAGCCACUUCCCAAGCAGAUUUCUGAUAACCAAAUGUUGCUUCAAGAACUGGGUCCUGGCGAUGGUGUCCUCAUGGCAUUUGAUAAUGUCCUGCAGAAACUGCUGGAGGAAUAUGGUAAUGAUGACACAAGGAAUGUGAAAGAAACCACCGAGUAUUUAAAAACAUCCUGGAUCAAUCUAAAACAAAGCAUUGCUGACAGACAGAGCGCUCUGGAGGCUGAGCUGAAGAUAGUGCAGACCUCUCGUAGAGACCUGGAGAACUUCCUCAAGUGGCUUCAAGAAGCAGAAACCACAGCCAAUGUGCUCGCUGAUGCCUCUCAGCGGGAGGAUGCACUUCAGGAUAGCACCUUGGCCCAGGAGCUCAAGCAGCAGAUGCAGGACAUCCAGGCAGAAAUUGAUGCCCAUAAUGACAUAUUUAAAAGCAUUGAUGGAAACAGGCAGAAAAUGGUGAAAGCUCUGGGAAAUUCUGAAGAGGCUACUAUGCUUCAGCAUCGGCUGGAUGACAUGAACCAAAGAUGGAACGACUUGAAAGCAAAAUCUGCCAGCAUCAGGGCCCAUUUGGAGGCCAGUGCUGAGAAGUGGAACAGAUUGCUGGCGUCUUUAGAAGAACUGAUCAAAUGGCUGAAUAUGAAAGAUGAAGAGCUUAAAAAACAGAUGCCGAUUGGAGGAGAUGUUCCAGCCUUACAGCUCCAAUAUGACCACUGUAAGGCACUGAGACGUGAACUAAAGGAGAAAGAAUAUUCUGUCCUGAAUGCAGUAGACCAAGCUCGAGUUUUCCUGGCCGAUCAGCCAAUUGAGGCCCCUGAAGAACCAAGAAGAAACCCACAAUCAAAAACAGAAUUGACUCCAGAGGAGAGAGCCCAAAAGAUUGCCAAAGCCAUGCGUAAACAGUCUUCUGAAGUCAAAGAGAAAUGGGACAGCCUGAAUGCUGUGACCAGUAAUUGGCAGAAGCAAGUGGACAGGGCGUUGGAGAAGCUCAGAGAUCUGCAGGGAGCUAUGGAUGACCUGGACGCAGACAUGAAGGAGGCAGAAGCGGUGCGGAAUGGCUGGAAGCCAGUGGGAGACUUGCUCAUUGACUCUCUGCAGGAUCACAUCGAGAAAACCAUGGCAUUUAGGGAAGAAAUUGCACCAAUCAACUUAAAAGUUAAGACGGUGAAUGAUUUGUCCAGCCAGCUAUCUCCCCUUGACCUACAUCCAUCUUUAAAGAUGUCUCGCCAGCUGGAUGACCUUAAUAUGCGAUGGAAACUUCUCCAGGUCUCUGUGGACGACCGCCUUAAGCAGCUUCAGGAAGCCCAUAGAGACUUUGGACCAUCCUCUCAACAUUUUCUGUCUACUUCAGUCCAGCUGCCAUGGCAAAGAUCCAUUUCACAUAACAAAGUGCCCUAUUACAUCAACCAUCAAACACAGACAACCUGUUGGGAUCAUCCUAAAAUGACUGAGCUCUUUCAGUCCCUUGCUGACCUGAAUAAUGUACGUUUCUCUGCCUACCGCACAGCGAUCAAAAUCCGAAGACUGCAGAAAGCACUGUGUUUGGAUCUCUUAGAGCUGAAUACAACAAACGAAGUUUUCAAACAGCACAAGCUGAACCAAAACGACCAGCUCCUCAGUGUCCCCGAUGUCAUCAACUGUCUGACCACAACUUACGAUGGACUUGAACAGUUGCACAAGGACCUGGUCAAUGUUCCCCUCUGUGUGGAUAUGUGCCUCAACUGGUUGCUCAAUGUGUAUGACACGUAAGUUUGUAUUUUAUCCCAGUAAAUUGCAAUCAUUGAAUGAAAUAUGUUGAUAGUAGAGAGUGUCUAUUUAUUUAUUUAUUUUUUUAUUCAUAUGUGCAUACAAUGUUUG